ACAACGCACUCUAGCUUCGUCUUGAAAGGUUCUCUCUAUCAGUACAGUAAAAAGAGUGUGUGGUUAAAAGGCAGUGUUCAGUAAAAAAGAGUGUAGUUGAUGGGACGGUCUUCGUUGACUUUUUGAAAGCAAAAAUAAUAAUAAAAAAAAAAUUCAGACGCUGAUGGCCAGCAAUGUUCAGUAUACCCUGUUCCCAUCCCAUCAUCACAAAACUUGGGAAAAAGGAAAGGACUCAAACAUGACAGUAAUAGUAUGCCGGCGCCAUAAAUGACAAUGCAGUACCACACUCCGACGCGUGUCAAAAUCUGACAAUGCGUCCAUCACUCAAAACGUCAAAAACGGAAACGACGGAACGCCAUUUCAAAAUAACUCUUUUCUCUCUCUCUCUCUCUCUCUCUCUCUCUCUCUGUGUGAGUGUGUUGGAGUCUGUUGUUGGACAUGUCGUCGGAGAGUGUCCUAGAGUUCCGGUCUGCGGGGGACGACGCGUGGUACAGCGCGAGAGUGGGGUUGGAAGGCGAGGUAUUAAGGGUGAAGUACUUGGGGUUCUCGGAGGACGACGACGAAGUGUUCAGAGCGAGCGACUUCAAGAGCAGGAGGGAGGUGGACGAAUUCAAGGACCGCUUCAGAGCGGUGUCCGUACAGGUGCAGGACUCCGACUGCUCGGAGGUCGUCACGGGCGACCGGGUCUGCGCCUCCUUCUCCUUUCAUGACAACGACGUCCGCUUCUACGACGCCGUCGUCGAUGGGGUGGAGCGUCGUGAACAUGCUCAGAAACAGGGAGGAGAAGAAGAGUGUUCAUGCGUCUUCAUCCUUUCCUGGCUACAUGGACCAAAUGCUGAGAACUUGACCGCUACAGCUAUUGAAAACAUUUGUCAAGUCCAGUCAACUGCACCAAUAGAUCCCAAGGUGACUUCUUUUCUGGAAGUAGCCCGGGAGAGAUUUAUAAUCAAUAGGGAACCUGCUUUGAUUUCUAAAGCUGGCGGUAGCUCAAACAAUAAGCGGAAGCUGAGUUAUUUUGACCUUCUUAAACGGGAAAAAGGACGUGCCAAGCGGACCCGGGCCGGGAUUACAGCAUGCCCAUAUGAAGCAGGGAGGAUUGACAGUCAUCUGGAAAGGACUAUACAAGAUACAGAUAUUGGGGGGCUAGGAAACCAUUAUGUGAUACUGCUUGAGAAUCUGGAUAAAGGCUUAUCUCCCUUAUCGGUUGCAGAGUUCAUACAUAGAGAAACUUCCAUAUCACCUCAAGUCUAUGUUUUCCCCAAUUUGACUUCAGCGCCAUCAACACAGGGAGCCCUUGUGUUAGAUUGUGAAAUGAAAUUUCUAAAGCUAAGUGAUUUUCUGGAUAAUUCCAACCACAUCAUCAUGUCCUCAAGAGAAAGGCCAUGGGUGAUAAUUGAGAAAAUGUCAGGGCAUAAUGCCCUAAGAGCGUCAAUGUGGAUCCAGGCGGUUACCUCUCAGAUAAAAUUACAGCAAGGGAGCAUUGGAAGUAACGAGUUAAGGGUUGUCCAUUCUGGAAGUGAAGAGUACGAGAGAGCUAAACUGCUUAAGGAUUUAUUUGAGGAAUUUUUUAAUCAUCGAAAGGGACUUCAGAAGAGGCUAGAUUUGGAUGUUGGAAAGAUCAUGCUGUUAUAUCCUAAUAGAUGCUCUGCUUCUUGUUGAUAUGCUUUGGAUUAGGUAUCAUAGAUGCUCUGCUUCCUGUUCAUAUGCUUUGGAUUAGGUAUCAAUGUAAUUUACUCGUGCAGCUUGUUAUAUACUAUCUGUCACACACAUGUAAGUCACUUUUUGACACUAUCUCAAUGUAUUGCCUGGCCGAUGUACUUUUUCAGAAAAAUCUGAUGACAAACAAAUGGAAAUGAUGUGUUGUGAAUGUGUAAUCCGGAAGAUGAAUAUGAAAUGGAAUUGUAAUGAAAAUUGAUGAAAUGAAUAAGAUUGACGAAAUUCGAAGGUCGUCAACCU
Alnus glutinosa is the source of this 1956-nucleotide messenger RNA. RefSeq lists its product as uncharacterized. The record is from RefSeq and is a predicted model, not a curated record. Gene Ontology annotation, molecular function: chromatin binding. The transcript is spliced from 6 exons. Bases 439 to 1659 code for a protein of 406 amino acids. Lineage: Eukaryota; Viridiplantae; Streptophyta; Magnoliopsida; Fagales; Betulaceae.